Entrophospora sp. SA101 is the source of this 312-nucleotide messenger RNA. The record is from the annotation of a GenBank genome assembly. Lineage: Eukaryota; Fungi; Glomeromycota; Glomeromycetes; Entrophosporales; Entrophosporaceae.
AUGAAUUUAGAUGUUGAUUUAGCAUGUGCAACAACAGACGUGGUAAAAAUUCAAAAAGCAUUUAAACGAGCAUACCUACGACUUGUUAAUAGAGUGGGACUACUUGAAAGGAAACUUAGACCAGUUGAGGAUUUACAAAUAUCUAGAAGAAAAUUAGCACGAGAGUACCACGAUGAUGACUUAAAACAAUUGGUUCAAAGAACAGGAAAUGAUCUUGGAACAUUAUUAGAGCUUGAUAAUUUUUGUAACGUGAUCAAGAAAUAUGAAAAAGAAAUUAAAUAUAUGUCCGAUCAGUAUAAACUUACGAGGUAA